AUGAAUUAUCGCAACCUGAGCUGCAUGGACUUACUGAUCAACGUCGAUUGCGGCCGAACCCCAACGGAGCUCCUGGUUCACGCGGUCGCUAGAUGUUCAAAAGAGGUAGUAGCCCAUUUGCUUCAGAGCAUAACGGGCAUUGAGAUUACCGACGAAAUACUGCUGCGUGUGCUUGAGAAAGCCUCAGUUGAGUAUCUUUUGACAAUGUUGAAGCUAUUGCAUGACUAUGACUGCGACGGAUUUCAUUCUCAUAUAACCAGCGAGGUCAUGCUUGCAGCAGUAUCCAAUCAUUUCGACUGCAACGUCGAGCAUGUCGAGCUCUUAUGCAAGAGAGGCCUGGGCGCGCAUCUGGUUACCGAACAAGUUUUUGCAGCCGCCGCAAAACUUCCGGACGGUCAAUUUGUCAUUAAGAUCCUGUUAAAUGCCACCGGUGGCAGAAUGCCUGUUACAGAGACGAUCGUGACAGCUGCAGCUGGGAACUCGGUGCAAGGGAUUGCUAUCAUUGAAAUACUCUUGGGAUAUGCCGGGAGCGAAAUGCCUCUUACAGAAGCCGUUUUUAUAGCUGCAGCUGGGAAUGAAACACAGGGGAAAGAGAUUAUUGAUGUUUUAUUGAAGGCCGCUGGGGGUUCGAUCUCCGUAACUCCAGACCUCGUGGCAGCGGCUUCCAGAAACGGCAAACAAGGGAGUCAAAUACUGGAGACCCUCAGGGAUCGGGGUGUUGUGGCCCUUACACAAGAAAUGAUACUAGAGGCCUGUUGGAACUCAGUGGGGGUCCGAAAUAACCUGGAAAUCCUCUACCGCAAACGACCAGGGAAACUGAGGCUCACAGAACUGAUGGUUAUGGCUGCUAUUGCCAGCGGACCCGAAAUCUUAAGAUUUCUGCUUAACCGGCACCGAUAUUCAGAUGAAGCAAUCCCGCUUGGGACAUCCGGCGAAUUUGCUCACGGUGAUUGCAAGAUAACAGAGUUUCUUCUUCUUGCAGCUUCACAAAACAAUCCGGAGAGAGAUCCCGUCACUGUCAUGGAGAUAUUACUUGACCACGGGGAGCCCGGUAUAAUUAUACCUAAUGCUGUCCUUGUUGUUGCGGUUAGGAGUGAAUCUGCGAAUAAUCUCAUACCCCUUCUUCUGGACCACAAGGGUUCUUUGCUCCGCAUCUCGGAGCUUGCUCUGAUUAGUUCAGCCAGGCAUCAAUCCUGCGAGCUCUUCAUGCUGCUACUCAACAGGGCGGCUGAUGGAAUGGAAGUAACAGAAGAUAUUCUCCUAGCGGCAGCCGACAACACGCAUUACGGCACUGAGAUUAUGGAAGCGAUCAUCCGCCACAGUCCGCAUCAAUUGCACAUCACUGAAACGGUGCUAGUUGCGGCUGCAAUGAACAAUAAUCAGAAUCCCAGACUUAUGACAACUCUGCUUCAAUACGGCCGGGGCUACAUCCAGAUCACCGAGAGUAUGGCUUUAGCUGCGGCGCGAUGUACCAAAGGAACGGAGCUGAUGGAAAUGCUUCUGAAGUGGAAAAAUCCCGUCCAGUAUUCGGAUCGUAUGUUGGAAAGUGCCGCUGGGAAUUGCCUUGGAGGAAAACAGAUCGUACAGUUAUUGAUCGAUCACUUCGGGCCCAGGGUCCGUAUCACCAAUGCCGCGCUUAAAGUUACUCUAGGUGCAUGCAUCACGUUCGACGAGAAGGUUGAGAGUCUCGCGUUCCUGCUUAACCACUAUAGGGAGGACGCAUUGAUUAGCGAGGAAGUCUUCCAGGCAGCAGCCAGAUCGGAUGCGGAAUCGCCAAUAUUUCUGGAAUUGCUGGAAACACAUCAGCGUGCAAACGUCGAGGUCACCGAGACCCUUCUCCGUUCUGCGGUAAGAAACUGCAGGAGCCGUCCGAGCCCGCUGGAUUUUCUCCUGCCCCGAUGCCACGGUCCAAGUAAUGUCACUGAAGAUGUACUCUUGGCUGCAGCCCGUGCGGGUAAUGACGACGCUCUAGUGCUUAUACUGGAAAAUUAUGGUGCGGAAAUCAACAUCUCAGAAGAGGUGCUGAAGGCCACAGCGCAGCACUGUAACAUUUAUACCGUUAAACCUUUGCUGCGCCAUCUCGCAGAUGACGCACAAAUCACACCGAGCGUCCUUAAAGCGGCUGCCCUUAAUAAGACCUAUUCCGGGGUAGAUGUUCUAGACUGUCUGGUUAACCAAGAAGGGCAACACCACAUCACCCCCGAAAUUGUUACUGCAGCAGCCGCAAACAAUUCUUGCGGCGCAGAGGUUCUCUCCCACCUUAUCUCCCGCUUCCCAGCCGAGACAAGGGCUGCAGUUACACACGACGCUUUCUUAGCUGCUGUCUUCCGCGCCAAUUGGGACGUCCUCCGCAUCCUUGAGGAUUUUGGCAUGUUCACCACACCGCAACACAACGCAAUCGCCCAUCUCUACGAUGCUGCUCGAAUUGGGGAUAUCUUUAUAGCACGAGGCACCCUCGCUGCGGGGAUCUACCCGGACCACAGCACCCGAGAAGGCCUGACGCCAUUAUCGCACGCGGUGGUCUAUCGUUGUCGGAAAGAGAAAGAUACCAUCGUCAGGGAUCUCCUUGCAACAGGGCGUGUGGACGUCAACUCUAGAGAUUGCCUAGGCCGGACGCCGCUGUACUACGCCGUUGAGUCUUAUGGCUGCCACCAUUGUUCCAGGGACCCAAUCACCAUUCAGAUUCUGCUGGAUGCGGGAGCGCGGAUUGAUCUCGCUGAUGAGUUUGGGGAAACGCCGCUUGAUUUGGCCGUAAGGCAGGGCAAGUACGUCGUAGUGCUUUUGCUGCAGCGGGCCGCUCAACUGCGUGGUGAAUGUGUGGAUGGUUCUCAAGGUGAAAUUGUAGAGCAUAAAUCUAGAUAG
This is a messenger RNA of Aspergillus mulundensis, 2862 nucleotides long. RefSeq names its product ankyrin repeat domain-containing protein. Lineage: Eukaryota; Fungi; Ascomycota; Eurotiomycetes; Eurotiales; Aspergillaceae. The record is from RefSeq and is a predicted model, not a curated record. Gene Ontology annotation, molecular function: protein binding. Bases 1 to 2862 code for a protein of 953 amino acids. The transcript has a single exon.